Molecule: messenger RNA, 1006 nt
Organism: Calypte anna (Anna's hummingbird)
Lineage: Eukaryota; Metazoa; Chordata; Aves; Apodiformes; Trochilidae
Gene: PGPEP1L
Product: pyroglutamyl-peptidase I like
Exons: 6
Coding region: 404-1006 (200 amino acids)
Biological process (GO): proteolysis
Cellular component (GO): cytosol
Molecular function (GO): pyroglutamyl-peptidase activity
Source: RefSeq, a predicted model, not a curated record
CCCCGGAAUGCCCGGGCGGGCGGCGCGUCAGAGAGGCACCGCCAUCCAACCUCUGCGGGUGGGCAGCCGGCCCGGCAUGAGGGUUUCUGAUGAAAAAUACUGCUGGAUAUUUCACAAAAAGUUUCUUAAGCCUUUCCUGUUCUUCCUAAAUAUUAUUGCAUACCUGAAGAAAGGAAAGUUUGGUGCAGUCCCAGUCAGUCUGAGUUCUACUUUAAUACAGAGACAUAACAAUUUUUGCUUGCCAAGUUACAUGAAGCACAAAUCAUCCCUGCCAUGUGAAUCCAGACACGUUGCUGUUUGAAGAAAAAUAAGUGCCCAAAUGAGGAAGUUUGCCACUCAUACGUGAAUCAUAACACAGUUUGGAACUGAAAGAGAAGAUUUCACCUUCUGGAGCAUAGAUUUCAUGGAUUCAAAUUCCAACACUGUACUUGUAACUGGUUUUGGUCCCUUUAGACAAUACCUGGUUAAUUCUAGCUGGGAAGCAGUGAAGGAGCUGUCCAAGAGAGGCCUUGGUAAGGACAUUGAUCUCCAGAUCAUGCAGCUGCCCGUGGCUUACCAAAAAGCAAAGGAGAAAGUCUUCAAGAUAUGGACAACUCUUCAGCCACUGCUUACUGUUCAUGUUGGGCUGGCUUCCACCUCCAAAGAACUCAUCAUCCUUGAGCAGUGUGGGAAGAACAAAGGCUACCAAGAGAUGGAUGCUUGUGGUUUUCACCCAGAAGGUGGCUGUUGCAUACUAGAUGGUCCGGAAAAGAUUGAAUCUAUAAUUAAUAUGAAGAGUCUCUGGAAAAACAUUUCACUGGAAGGAAUCGAUAUAAUCUUUUCCAGAGAUGCAGGAAGGUACAUCUGUGAUUACACCUACUACACUUCCCUGUAUUAUGGCAAUGGAAGAGCAGCUUUCAUCCAUGUGCCUCCAUUAUCCAAAUCAGUAACAGCCCACAUUCUAGGAAAAGCAUUACAGACAAUUAUCUUAGAAAUGUUAAAACAGUGUAGAGAAGAAAGAGAGUAG